Penaeus indicus is the source of this 863-nucleotide messenger RNA. RefSeq names its product histidine-rich glycoprotein-like. The coding region runs from base 8 to 523 and encodes 171 amino acids. The record is from RefSeq and is a predicted model, not a curated record. NCBI's taxonomy places the organism in Eukaryota, Metazoa, Arthropoda, Malacostraca, Decapoda, Penaeidae. The transcript has 3 exons.
UCCCAGCAUGAAAACCGUCGUUGCAACAAUUCUCGUGCUUGUGAUGGGCGCAACCCACGCCUUCUCUGCCCCAGGGAAGCAUGGGUCCGCCCUCCGACCUGCUACGGAGGCAGAGGAACGGUCCCUUGCCCGAAUUAAGAGGACUGUGAAUGAUCAUGACCACAAUGACACCCGUGAGCAUGAAGUGGAAUCCCAUGGUCAUGGCAGCAACGAGACCCAAGUUCAGGACACUAUGGGACAUCAUGGCAAAAAAGACCAUCAUCAUUACGAUCUUGAACACGACAGUCAUGACGAUCAUGAUGAACACGACGAUCAUGACGAUCAUGAACACGACGAUCAUGACGAUCAUGAUGAACACGACGAUCAUGACGAUCAUGAUGAACACGACGAUCAUGACGAUCAUGAACACGACGAUCAUGACGAUCAUGAUGAACACAACGAUCAUGAUCAUCAUCAUGACGAUCAUGAUUAUCAUCAUGACGAUCAUGAUCAUCAUCAUUCUCAUGAUCCAUGGUCGUAUUAGCGAUGUGAUGACAGCAAGGAGGACGACAGGGAAGGUAACAGCGACAGUGAGAAUGUUGACUGAUCUAUUACACUGAUAUAAAACAUCUAUUUGUAUGUAUUCAUGCUAACAGAUCAAUGUAAUCACAGAAAUGAUAAUGGUGAAAAUAAUCACAGUAUCAAAAUUUAAUUUCCAAAUUUAUAGUGUUUAAAUACGCUAAUGAAAGAAAUGUGUAAAAAUAAAGGAAAAAUAAAUAAAUACAUAAGAUAAAUUAAAUUAGUAAAGGGUUAACUGAUACCUAAAUAAACUUACUUUUCCCCUUUCUCUGUUUCAUUCUAUAAACAAUGUAUAAACAGCCAUC